Messenger RNA from Ctenocephalides felis (cat flea), 1121 nucleotides. RefSeq names its product phosphoribosyl pyrophosphate synthase-associated protein 2-like. The transcript has 8 exons. Gene Ontology annotation, molecular function: magnesium ion binding; ribose phosphate diphosphokinase activity. Gene Ontology annotation, biological process: 5-phosphoribose 1-diphosphate biosynthetic process; purine nucleotide biosynthetic process. NCBI's taxonomy places the organism in Eukaryota, Metazoa, Arthropoda, Insecta, Siphonaptera, Pulicidae. Bases 1 to 1110 code for a protein of 369 amino acids. The record is from RefSeq and is a predicted model, not a curated record. Gene Ontology annotation, cellular component: cytoplasm; ribose phosphate diphosphokinase complex.
AUGGGGGCACCUGCAACCUCCGAUAUCAUGAUUAUCGGAGGCAAUUCACAUCCUGAAUUAGCUAACUUAGUUGCCAAGCGUCUGGGUGUUAAAAAUGGGGGCUGCUCAGUCUACCACAAAACAAACCGUGAAACCAUGGUUGAAAUUGGGGAUUCUGUUCGUGGAAAAGAUAUUUAUAUUAUACAAACAGGAACAAAAGAUGUGAAUAAUAACAUUAUGGAACUUUUGAUCAUGGCCUAUGCUUGCAAAACGUCAUCUGCAAAAUCGAUUGUUGGUGUUAUUCCUUAUUUGCCUUACAGUAAACAGUGCAAAAUGCGUAAACGUGGUUGCAUUGUCAGUAAACUACUAGCUAAGAUGAUGUGUAAAUCAGGUCUUAGCCAUAUCAUCACAAUGGAUUUACACCAGAAAGAAAUACAAGGAUUCUUUGAUUGUCCUGUUGAUAAUUUAAGGGCAUCACCGUUCUUACUUCAGUACAUCCAAGAAUGUAUUCCAGAUUAUAGAAAUUCAGUUAUAGUAGCCCGCAAUCCUGGUUCUGCUAAAAAAGCUACAUCAUAUGCUGAACGUUUGCGUUUGGGCAUUGCUGUUAUUCAUGGUGAACAGAAGGAAUCGGAGAGUGAUGAGGUUGAUGGUAGAUACUCACCGCCUACAGUGCCUAGUCACAAUGCAUCAUCGAGGAUUCGUACAAUAUCUCAAUCCAGGUCUCGCACAAUGGACGUUUCUGGAGGCGUUCCUGUACAUCCUGCCAAGGAGAAGCCCCCGAUAAAUGUCGUUGGGGAUGUUGGAGGAAGGAUCGCUAUAAUGGUGGAUGAUUUAAUCGAUGAUGUCCAAUCCUUUGUGGCUGCAGCCGAAGUCCUGAAAGAACGUGGAGCCUACAAAAUCUACGUCAUGGCCACUCAUGGUCUUCUCAGUUCAGAUGCACCACGUUUAAUCGAAGACUCACCAAUCGAUGAGGUUGUGGUGACAAACACAGUUCCCCACGAGAUUCAAAAAAUGCAGUGCCACAAAAUCAAAACCGUGGACAUCUCUAUAAUGUUAUCAGAAGCUAUUCGACGUAUUCAUAACAAGGAAUCGAUGUCGUACCUUUUCAAAAAUGUGACCCUGGAGGAUUAAUAAUAAUAUAA